CAUCAACGAGCUCAUACAGGAAAGAAACCAUAUUCAUGCUCAGUAUGUGGGAAAUGUUUUACUGACAAAUCACAUCUUCUUAGACAUCAAAUAACUCACACAGGAGAGAAGCCAUUUUCAUGUUCAGAAUGUAGAAAGUGUUUUACUGACAAAUCAAGUCUUCGUAGACAUCAAAGAACUCACACAGGGGAAUUUUCAUGUUUAAAAUGUGGGAAAUGUUUUACUCGGAAAUCAACUUUUCUUCAGCAUCAAAGAAUUCACACAGGGGAUAAUCCAUAUUCAUGCUCAGAAUGCGGGAAAUGUUUUAUUAAGAAAUCACAUCUUGUUCAACAUAAAAGAACUCACACAGGGGAGAAGCCAUUUUCAUGUUCAGUAUGUGGAAAAUGUUUUAAUGACAAAUCAAUUCUUGUUCAACAUCAAAGAACUCACACAGGGGAAAAGCCAUUUUCAUGUUCAGAAUGUGGGAAAUGUUUUACUUCGAAAUCAGGUGUUACUCGACAUGAAAGAACUCACACAGCGGAGAAACUAUUUUCAUGUUCAGAAUGUGAGAAAUGUUUUACUAAUGAAUCAGGUCUUGUUGUACAUCAAAGAACUCACACAGGGGUGAAGCCAUUUUCAUGUUCAGAAUGUGAGAAAUGUUUUACUAAUGAAUCAGGUCUUGUUGUACAUCAAAGAACUCACACAGGGGUGAAGCCAUUUUCAUGUUCAGAAUGUGGAAAAUGUUUUCCUGGGAAAAAAAAUCUUGUUCAACAUCAAAGCACUCACAGGACGGACAAGCUAUUUUCAUGUUCAGAAUGUGAGAAAAGUUUUACUAAUAAAACAGGUCUUGUUACUGAAAAUAGUUCUUGGUGUCGGCACCGCAGUGGGUGCAGCUAUAAGGCAGGUGGAUAUAGGAUCAUCCGCACUCAGCACAUUCUUCACACAAAAGUGCCAAACGUUCAGAAUUUGUCCAUAAGUUCUCAGGAUACACCAGUAAUUGAAUAA
Hyla sarda is the source of this 984-nucleotide messenger RNA. Its product is annotated as gastrula zinc finger protein XlCGF17.1-like. The annotation marks the transcript as partial. Lineage: Eukaryota; Metazoa; Chordata; Amphibia; Anura; Hylidae. Gene Ontology annotation, molecular function: RNA polymerase II cis-regulatory region sequence-specific DNA binding; DNA-binding transcription factor activity, RNA polymerase II-specific. Gene Ontology annotation, cellular component: nucleus. The transcript is spliced from 2 exons. Gene Ontology annotation, biological process: central nervous system development; regulation of transcription by RNA polymerase II. The record is from RefSeq and is a predicted model, not a curated record.